This is a messenger RNA of Amphimedon queenslandica, 549 nucleotides long. RefSeq lists its product as uncharacterized. Bases 225 to 542 code for a protein of 105 amino acids. The record is from RefSeq and is a predicted model, not a curated record. NCBI's taxonomy places the organism in Eukaryota, Metazoa, Porifera, Demospongiae, Haplosclerida, Niphatidae. The transcript is spliced from 3 exons.
GCAGUGAGCAACAGACUCAGAAUCGUUUUGAGAAAGAGAGGGACCUUCAUUGUAAGCAGCUGGAGCUGGACGAGAGAGAGAAUAACAUUAAUAACAAGGAACAAUCACUUCUGUCCCGUGAGCAACAUUAUUAUAAUUUAAAAGAAGAACUGGAUAGAGAUAGAGAGAGGUUGGAGUCAUGGAGACUCUCUCUGGAGAGUGAAGAUGAGAGAGUACAGCAGAAUAUGAAGAGUGCUUCAAAACUGUUUGAUGAAGCAAAACAAAUGAAAGAAGAUGCUCUAUCAGCAGCUGUUACCUCCACUCCCAUUAAAGACCCAGCCCCCACCAGUUCUUCCAAUCCGUCAGAUAAAGUUACUCCUACUCCUCCUACUGACCCGCCCCCAAAGACUCAACCUCACUUAGUGAAGGCACACACUAUAGGUCAUUCCAGUGGGGGCGGGGCCUCAGGGGGCGGGACUGAGUCUCAUAAAGACGCUAAAGGAAGGAGAGCAACUUAUUCAUUCACUGACCAGGUAGACCAGGUAUCAAUUUAUUAUUAUUAAUAAUUUA